CCUAAUAAACAAGAGAAAGUGGAUCUAUUGCAGCUGUAUCCAUCUCCACCACACAACACACUAAUGACUUCCCAAACACAAAACCUCAACUUUGUGUUGUUUCCUUUGAUGUCUCAGGGCCACAUGAUUCCCAUGAUGGACAUUGCAAGAGUGUUGGCACAGCAAGGUGUUACUGUCAGUGUAAUCACCACACCCCACAAUGCAGCACGUUUCUCGUCAACUUUUGCUCGUUCCAUUGAUUCAGGUUCUCAAAUCAAACUAGUUGAACUCCAAUUCCCAUACAAAGAAGCUGGAUUACCAGAUGGGUGUGAGAAUCUUGACAUGCUACCUUCACUAGGCACUUCCUUGAGUUUCUUCAAUGCAGCUAACACCCUACAGAAACCAGUAGAAAAGAUCUUUGAAGAGUUAACCCCUCCACCAAGCUGCAUAAUUUCUGACAUGUGUUUGCCUUACACAGCCAACAUUGCUACAAAAUUCAACAUCCCUAGGAUUUCUUUUCUUGGACAAAGUUGUUUUAGUCUCUUGUGUCUUUACAACUUGGGCGUCCACAAAGUUCUGUCUAGCAUAGCCACAGAAACUGAGUACUUUGUGUUGCCUGGUUUGCCUGACAGAAUUGAGAUGACCAAAGCACAGAUACCAGCACAAAAAACAACGGAAGAAUGGAAAAAGUUUUAUGCCAGAACUGCUGCUGCUGAAGGGGUUUCUUAUGGAGUGAUCAUGAAUUCCUUUGAAGAGUUGGAGCAAGAGUAUGCAAGGGGUUACAAGAAGGCAAGGAAUGGUAAAGUGUGGUGUGUUGGUCCUGUUUCACUUAGCAACAAGGAUCAUUUGGAUAAGGCUGAGAGAGGGAACAAGGCCUCAAUUGAUGAACACUAUUGCAUGAAGUGGCUUGAUUUGCAAAAACCAAGGGAUGUAAUAUAUGUUUGCCUUGGAAGCAUUUGCAACAUAACUCCACCGCAGUUGAUAGAGCUUGGUUUGGCCUUGGAAGCAUCAAAUAGACCCUUCAUUUGGGUUAUAAGGGAAGGAAGCGAAUUAGAAGCAUUGGAGAAGUGGAUCAAAGAAGAGGGCUUUGAGGAAAGGACUAAAGCUCAAAGCCUUGUGAUUCGGGGUUGGGCUCCUCAGGUACUAAUACUAUCACACCCUUCAAUUGGAGGCUUCUUAACACACUGUGGUUGGAACUCAACCUUAGAAGCAAUAUGUGCUGGUGUGCCAAUGGUUACUUGGCCACUUUUUGGUGACCAAUUCCUCAAUGAGAAACUUAUUGUACAAAUAUUAAGAGUAGGAGUAAGGGUUGGAGUGGAGGUUCCUGUCAAAUGGGGUGAAGAAGAGAGAACGGGGGUCUUGGUGAAGAAAGAAGAUGUUAAGAGAGCAAUUGAUGAGUUAAUGAAUGAGCGUAGAGAAAGUGAAGAAAUGAGGAAAAGAGUUAAAGAGCUUGCAGACUUGGCCAAGAGAGCUUUAGAAGAAGGUAGAUCAUCUCACUCUAAUGUGAAACUCCUUAUCCAAGAUAUCAUGCAACAAACCAAGAGAAAUAAUUGAUAUUUCUCACUUUGUGAAAGCAGAUUG
Molecule: messenger RNA, 1560 nt
Organism: Abrus precatorius (Indian licorice)
Lineage: Eukaryota; Viridiplantae; Streptophyta; Magnoliopsida; Fabales; Fabaceae
Product: UDP-glycosyltransferase 73C2-like
Exons: 1
Coding region: 64-1533 (489 amino acids)
Molecular function (GO): UDP-glycosyltransferase activity
Source: RefSeq, a predicted model, not a curated record